AUGCUCACCCUUCCAGGAAGAGUGGAUCCUCCCAAAGUGGUUGAGGUGAACGACGUCAUGUCGGAGUUCUGUCUUUGGUAUCCUGGCUUCAUUGGAGAAGAAGCUUGGGAGCCCGGUUUGCUAGAUUGGAUCGAUUGUGUAUCGUUGAACUGGUUAGGAGGGUUCAAAGAGUUGCCGUUUCUAUUCAGAUCCAUCGACGACUUCUUCUUACCACCAAACUUUCUCAUAAGUCCACCUCCAACAGAGCCAAUUGCACCGGCACCAGCACCCACUGCACCAACACCGGCUCCCAUACCAGCACCAAUAGCUCCAGCUCCAGCUCCAACAGCACCAGCACCAGCCUGUCCAACAAAACCAGCAGCACCUCCAACAAGCUUCAAUGGAGCUCCAGCAAGCCCCGCAAGCUCUCCAGACUCAGAAAGCUCUGGUCUCAUGUACUUAGGCUCAAAGUAUCCUUCAAAGAUCACAGAUCCUUGA
Molecule: messenger RNA, 477 nt
Organism: Ogataea philodendri
Lineage: Eukaryota; Fungi; Ascomycota; Pichiomycetes; Pichiales; Pichiaceae
Exons: 1
Coding region: 1-477 (158 amino acids)
Source: RefSeq, a predicted model, not a curated record